Messenger RNA from Aspergillus calidoustus, 873 nucleotides. The record is from the annotation of a GenBank genome assembly. NCBI's taxonomy places the organism in Eukaryota, Fungi, Ascomycota, Eurotiomycetes, Eurotiales, Aspergillaceae.
AUGAGAAUGCUGGUGAACAAGAGCAUAUUUGCCGAGCCGGAACCCGGAUUCUACGCCCACACCCCGGUUUCCCUUGUCAUUUGUGCGCCAAACAUGACGGAUCUUCUCAGUCAUAGGCUAGAGGAUGGGUUCCGCGCUGCAAGCCGACACGCAGAGGCGCUGGCGAGAUUGCAAUAUCGGGAUCCCACCGCGGAGGACAUUCUUGGCUUUCAACUUGCCUUCUCAACCACCAGGAACUAUUGGGACUAUGUGGAGAAGGACGAUCCUGAGUGCGGGCAGCGGUUCUCCAAAGCAAUGCGGGCAGUGACAGUGAACAAGCUGGGUGAUGUUCCCAAGCUGUACCCGUUUAACAAGCUUGUGGACGAUGGUGGAGUGAUUGUUGAUGUCGGGGGCGGAAUGGGCCAGGUUGCACAGAGCAUUCUCUCUCACUGGCCUGAUCUCGGGCUGGAGUGUAUUGUUCAAGACAAGUUCGCAAUCAAAAGUGGGAGUACGCAUCCCAGCUUGGAGAUGCAGACCUACGAUUUUUUCUGCCCACAGCCGGUUAAAGGAGCUGCAGCGUAUCUCUUCCGCCAUAUCUUCCAUGAUUGGCCGGACGAUGCCUGCAUAAAGAUCUUGAAGAACACCGUGGAGGCAUUGAACCCCCACCGGAGCCGGAUACUAAUCUGCGAUCAAAUCAUGGAGGAGAAGAACCCAUCCGCAGCGGCGGUGCUUUACGACAUCGAUAUGAUGUGCUUGUAUGGCGGCAAAGAGAGGACCUUAUCAGAAUGGGAGGCAUUGUUGAAGGCUGCAAAUCCGAAGCUGCAGAUAAAGAAUGUAUUCAGGAGCCCUAAUCAGGUCUCGGGUAUUCUUGACGUGCGACUUUGCUGCGCUUAA